UCUGUCUUUUGAUUUUACUUGGUGUGUGCGCUUCGUAUUAGAAGGUGUUACUGCUUAAAGCGUUGUCAAACUUCGAAUACCUGUGGCAUCUUCAGGAGCAUGACCAAGAAGGAUGGUAAAGGUGCUAAAAUUGUGGCACAUUUCCUGACGUUCAUCGGAAAAGAAGCAUACAGCUUAUUGAAAACUUUGGCAUAUCCAGAAAAACCUAUCUCACUUCCUUAUGCAGCUAUUAAGGAGUUAUUAUUAAAUCAUGUAAAGUGCACUAGUUUUGAAUGCCGUGAAAGGGCAGAAUUUCAUAAGAUGACUCGUCGAAAUGACCAGAAAGUUAAGAAAUUCAUCCUUGAAUUGCAGAAACAAGCUGCCAAAUGUAAUUUUGGUGAUCAACUUCAUGUGCAACUGAGAGACCGAUUAAUCGCAGGAAUCAACAUACCGGGUUUGGAAAGAGAGCUGUUAACAAUGCCCAACUGUUCCUUUCAAGAUGCUAGAACUGCGUGUAUUAACUACGAGGCAGUGAAUGAACUUGAUAUCCAGUCGAUGAAUAUUUCUAAUACUUUGCUUAGUCGUCAUGAUGGAAUACAAUCUCAGGGUCAAUCAAAAUUGCGUUCGUUUAACAGUGGCUCCUAUUCCCGUGUAAAUAUGAAAGGUGUUUCAACAAGGAAUUACAAAGGAAAUCACAAAGGUGAGACCAAGUUUGACAAAUGUUUAUCAUGUGGAAAACUUCAUUCUCGUAAUUCAUGUGCAUUUCGUAAUGCUAGAUGUUUUAGAUGUGGUAAGAUAGGGUGAAUUUAUCCGCAACGAAACCAUGUAAACUUAAUGUAUCGCCCAGAGUCAAAUUAUGUUGUUAAUUUUACUCUGGUUAUAGCUUUUAUUCGCCACGUCUGACUGCGUUACACUGUACAUUCAUUGCACGCUGGAGUGAUAUCCCAAGUCAUAAAUGUAACAGGAAUGAACCGUCACAGAUCUUACAAAGUCAUUCAGCUUUAUAACUAUGGCCCUAUGAAACUUUAUGGGAGACCCAAGUAAAAGCAGAUUAUUAAAAGCAUAUCGGACGUCCACUUUAGUCUCACAACCACUUCCAGUGUUUUGGAGUUACUUCUUAUACCCUGUCGUUUGAAAAGAAACAACUACUGCAGCUUCACUUCACCAAUGCUACAAUGUAAUUUGAAACCUGGUGUAAAUAUUUGU
This is a messenger RNA of Schistosoma spindalis, 1185 nucleotides long. The record is from the annotation of a GenBank genome assembly. Lineage: Eukaryota; Metazoa; Platyhelminthes; Trematoda; Strigeidida; Schistosomatidae.